AUGAAGAGCCCGCAGGUCAUCCGAGGAUCACCAACCCUGCUGCUGCUGCUGUUGACAGGGGUUUGCAUUGACGCAUACAGACCUGUUGUCAUCGUGCAUGGUCUUUUUCAGGGACCUGAACCAUUCAAAAAGCUCGUUCAGUAUAUAACCAAGGCGCAUCCAGGCACUAAGGUGAAAGUGAUUAGCCUGUAUAACAACGAAAACAGUCUGAGGCCAUUGUGGAGGCAGGUCCAAGACUUCAGGAAAGCCAUUGAUCCCAUCAUGCGAAAGGCUCCUAAUGGCAUCCAUCUUCUGUGCUAUUCACAAGGUGGUCUAAUUUGUCGUGCACUUCUCUCCAGGACUCCGUACCACAACGUGCACUCUUUCAUCUCGCUGGCAUCACCACAGGCUGGGCAAUAUGGAAUCACAGGCUACCUGAAGCAGGUAUUUCCUGUCAUGUUAAGGAAGAUAGUGUUUCACAUUUGCUACACCAGAUUGGGACAGAAACUGUCUAUCUGCAACUUCUGGAACGAUCCUCACCACAGGUCCCGCUACUUCCAGAAGAACAUCUUUCUGCCACAGCUCGAUGGUGACAAACCUCACAAGUACAUGAAAGCAUGGAGAAAAAACUUCCUGCGCAUCAAGAAACUUGUGCUGAUUGGAGGACCAGAUGAUGGCGUCAUCACACCGUGGCAGUCCAGCCUGUUUGGAUUCUAUGACAGCAGAGAACAUGUUGUGCAAAUGAUGAACGAGCAGUUUUACAAGGAGGAUACGUUUGGACUGAAGACGCUGAACGCUCGUGGAGGUGUGUCGACUUGUGUUCUACCUGGCGUGGAGCACUCUUACUGGUACUCCAGCUCCGAAGUGUUCAGGAGGUGCAUAAAGAAAUGGCUCACUUGAAAACAAUACACCCACAGAGGGUACUGAAUGCUUGUGCAAAGCAUGAGCAAUGAUUUUAGAAAGACAAGAAAAAGGCUAUCAUUUAUUUCCAUUAUUAUCUAUACUCGCUUAUCUUUUUUCAGGGUCACAGGGGGCUGGAGCCUAUCAAAGCUCAGGUCUGGUCUGUCACAGAGCUGACAGACUGACACAUACAGACAGAAAACCAUUCAC
Messenger RNA from Thunnus maccoyii (southern bluefin tuna), 1089 nucleotides. Its product is annotated as lysosomal thioesterase PPT2-A-like. Gene Ontology annotation, molecular function: thiolester hydrolase activity. Gene Ontology annotation, cellular component: lysosome. The transcript has 8 exons. The coding region runs from base 1 to 879 and encodes 292 amino acids. The record is from RefSeq and is a predicted model, not a curated record. Lineage: Eukaryota; Metazoa; Chordata; Actinopteri; Scombriformes; Scombridae.